Medicago truncatula (barrel medic) is the source of this 884-nucleotide messenger RNA. RefSeq lists its product as uncharacterized. Gene Ontology annotation, molecular function: protein phosphatase inhibitor activity. The transcript is spliced from 7 exons. Gene Ontology annotation, cellular component: cytoplasm. The record is from RefSeq and is a predicted model, not a curated record. The coding region runs from base 174 to 614 and encodes 146 amino acids. Lineage: Eukaryota; Viridiplantae; Streptophyta; Magnoliopsida; Fabales; Fabaceae.
AAUUAAUCCAUCCAUAUAGUGCAAUGUUCCUUUCCUUCCUUGUUUCCUAUAUAAAUAACGGGCUUUGUCGCAACGCAAUUGGAGAUGCUAAAAUCAUCAUCUCGAUCAUUUCAAUCACCCUAAGAUCGCCAAUUUCAACACUCUAUUUCUUCCAAUACGAAAGAGAGUAAACAAUGUCAGAGGCUAAUAAUGUUGAAGAUGUGAAGAAACAAGAAGUUCAUGAAGAUUCUUCUAACAAUCAAGCUUCUGAUAAAGAUGCAAAUAAUGAAUCAAUGCCCUCACCUCAACAAGAGGAAGAUGCUGUCAGGAAAAAGUAUGGAGGGAAAUUACCAAAGAAGGCUCCACUGAUAUCCAAGGAUCAUGAACGUGCUUAUUUUGAUUCUGCUGAUUGGGCUUUGGGAAAGCAAGGAGCACAAAAGCCUAAAGGACCACUUGAAGCACUCCGUCCAAAGUUGCAGCCAACACAUCAGCAGACCCGAUCAAGGCGCUCAGCUUAUGCUCCAGCAGAUGGUUCUGAAGUUGACGGUGAUAAUGCGGAGUUAGAGGAUCCAAGUGCUAGUGAAGAUGUUAGCGGCAAUAAAAGCGAUGCUGCUCAAGACCAAAAGCAGCCAUAAGUCGCUAUGGAUUUGAGCUAUAAAUUGCAUUUUGAUACUGGUGCUUUCUUCUCCGAAUUUACAAGGAAAUGAUGAUCAUAUUAGAGUUGAUUGUGCUAAUAACUAGAAGUGGGAGUUUUGAAGCAUUGUAACCAUGAAUUUCAUGAUGUGCCAGGAUUGCACAGUGAGAGGUCUUGAACUACUGUGCCAGUUGUAAAAUUUGAUAUUUCUCACAAAAUAUAAUCAUCUAUAAUAAGAUUGGAUACUUAACAGUAAUAUGUUCGCAAUCAA